Messenger RNA from Solanum tuberosum (potato), 1504 nucleotides. Its product is annotated as serine/arginine-rich splicing factor 4. The record is from RefSeq and is a predicted model, not a curated record. Gene Ontology annotation, cellular component: nucleus; cytoplasm. The coding region runs from base 116 to 1225 and encodes 369 amino acids. Gene Ontology annotation, biological process: alternative mRNA splicing, via spliceosome. The transcript has 6 exons. NCBI's taxonomy places the organism in Eukaryota, Viridiplantae, Streptophyta, Magnoliopsida, Solanales, Solanaceae.
GGGUUUUAGUUGAGGCCCAUACAUUCAUAUCAACAGGCCAGCCAUUUGGUCUUUUGCUACGAAGAGAAAAACCUCACCGUCAGCGGCGGUGCACUACCCCCAGCUCCGCCAUAAGAUGGAGGAAGAAAAGGCCGCAGCAUACUACGACGAUCUCACACGUAAAGGAGAAGGCGCCGCAAGAUUCAAGCAAGGUCUAGGCUUUUCUUCAACUUCAAAUGACGCCGUACCCAUCCGUGGCUCUGCUCUCGUUUCUUCCUCUUCAUUUCUGAGUAGUUUUGUCAGGGCAUCAAGCCCGUCCAAAACCACCGAGUUCGAAAAACAAGCUCAGCUCCAAACUAUCCAAAACAAGCUCAAGAAGAAACCUAAAGACAAUAAAGAUUGCCUUUCUUCUAGGAUUUCCAAAGGAAAAUCCACUAGAAGUACAAGUCCAAGUCGCGAAAAACGUUCCAGCCGGAGAAGCCCGAGUCCAACCCAGAAGUUAAGGCGCCGGAGUCGAAGCCGGAGCAGAGACAAAGAGAGGCAUUCGAGGCGGAGUGAAAACCGGGAUGCUUAUAGGUCGAAGCGUCCACAUAUGUCUAGAAGUAGAAGUAGAAGUAGAAGUAGAGACAGAGAUAAACAAAGGAAAAGAGAAAGGCAAAAGGAGAAGCAGAGUACAACGAGGACAAGGAGUGUGUCACCACGGGAUGGAAGACCGGAGAAAGUUGGGAAAGAUAGAGCUGCUACGGUAGAUUAUAGCAAAUUGAUUGAAGGUUAUCAAAAUAUGACUCCAGCUGAAAGAGUCAAAGCCAAAAUGAAAUUUCAACUUUCAGAAAGUGUUCGAAAAGAUGAAACAAAAAGCAUGGGCUCUGGAUGGGAGCGUUUUGACUUUGACAAGGAUGCCCCUUUGGAUGACAACGAGAUUGAAGCUGUAGAAGAUGAUGGUGCUUUAGUCAACCACAUUGGUAAAAGCUUUCGGUUUUCUACGGUGGAGAUGUUUGUGCUGUUAAUUUUUUUGGUUGAUUUGAAGACUAGGAGGGAGGAACAAAUUAAGGCUGCUCAUGAUGAGGCUAUUUUUGGAGCUCCCUCACAUCUGCCACGUUCUCCUUCCACAGAAACAGAUGAUGAAGCAGAAGAUGGUAAUGGCAAAAAGGACAUAUCUGAAAUUGCCCCUGCUACAAGUCUCAUCAGUGGGAAGGCAGUGGCAAUGCAACAAGGUUCUUGGCGUGAUCGCUUGCGUAAAUCAUGACUUGUGUGAAUUCUUGGAAAUUGAGGGUUUUUUGUAUUUGUGCUAGUCUUGUGUGGGUUGUAACCCGCUGCCUUUUGGAGUAGUGCAAGGUCCUUGUUUUGUACUGGGGAAAUUGUGAAGAAGGGUGGGUAUUUAUGGAGUUGGGCUUUCAGCUUUAAAAAUCUGUGUCAUAUUCUAAUUUUCUUAUGGAGAAGUAGCAUGGAACAGUGCAAAUAUUUUUCUGUAAAUAUUCUCUUUGGUACUCUUAAACUUUGAAUGCAGCAGCCCUUGUAUAGUUUG